Molecule: messenger RNA, 6563 nt
Organism: Alosa sapidissima (American shad)
Lineage: Eukaryota; Metazoa; Chordata; Actinopteri; Clupeiformes; Clupeidae
Gene: acin1a
Product: apoptotic chromatin condensation inducer 1a
Exons: 18
Coding region: 81-5597 (1838 amino acids)
Molecular function (GO): RNA binding
Source: RefSeq, a predicted model, not a curated record
GGAAACAGUAGUUCUCCGACGUCGGGAGGAGGAAGGCGUUGCGGUGACUGGAGCUGGAGAACGGGCGAAGGGGAUGCAAGAUGGCGGACCUCGAAGAUGUUACGCUGGACGGGAGGCCGCUUCAUUCGCUUCGUGUGGCGGAUCUUAAAGCUGCACUGGAGGAAAGAGGCCUAUCCAAGAGUGGGCAGAAGAAUGCCCUAAUCAAACGAUUAAAAGGGGCUCUGAUGCUGGAGAACCUUCAGAAGACCUCAACACAUCACAUAGGACUCCAACCAAAUUCACAGAUAGGAGAGGAGAUGAGUCAGAACAGCUUCAUCAAACAGUACCUGGCCAAGCAACAGGAGCUCCUGAGACAACGCUUGGAGAGAGAGGCCAGAGAGGCUGCAGAGACAGACGGCACAGACCAAGAUGACCAGAGGGAGGCCAGUGAUGGUCCUGCAUGUCCUGCCCCAAACCAGGAUGUCGCCCCUGAUUUAGUUGACCAGCACAAAAGUCUGCCCCCUUCAGUGGGCGAGGGCUACGGGGUCUCAGCAGGUGAGGCAAAUGCGGACGGUACCCGCGAGAGGGAGGCGCCAGCAGGGCCCCCGUCGUCUUCUGCCCCCGCGCCUCUGCCCACCUCUGUGGCCGCCCUGUCAGUGCGUGUGGUGGCAGGCGACAAGGGCCCGUCCUCCAGCCGUGCCCCCGCAGACAGCGACGAGGAGAGCGAAGGAGGAGACGAGGACGAGGAUGACGAUGAUGACGACUGGGAUGCAAACGCGAGGCGUAGAAAUCGAGGAGAGCAGCCGCUGCCGCAGCAGCAGCAGCUGCCGCCCAGGGCCCAGCUGGCCAGAGAGCGGUCUGGGGGCUCCCGGCAGCAGCCUCAGCCCCACAUCCCUCCGCUGCUGUCUCAGCAGCUGCGCCAGCCCACGCCACCGCCCUCGCCUCCCCCAGAGCUCUCCUUCCCUCUGCCAGACACUCCUAAGCAGAGCCCCCCUAGCCCCGAGGAAGAACCCCCGCCCAGGCAGCGCACCAGCAGCACGUCCAGCUCGGGCAGCUCCAGCAGCGGCAGCCGCAGUAGCAGCCCUGAGCCACAGAGUGGCGCUGCAGACCGCCGACCCGGCCCCCUGUCAAUGCUGGCACGCAAGAUGGAGUCCGAGGGGGCCUUCUCAGGAGUGGUCAGACGCGGACGAGACGAAGCCCAGGGACGGGAAGAUGCCACCGCAGGUGCCGCUGUGUUUCCCGGGAGAGGUCACCAGGAUGGCGCAGUGUCUGCCAUCACGCACACUGCCAACGCCUCGGCAGCUCUGGGCUACCCAGGAUCCAUCUCUGUCAUUGGAGGCCCUCAUGUUCACAGCCAGGGCCCAGUAAGUGUCGUUCGCACCACCAUGGAAGAAAGGGACUCGCUGAAGCAGGACCAUGAGCCUCCGCUACCUUGGCAGAGGGAAAACGAAGACAGAGGGAGGCAGUGGGAGAGGGAGCAAGAAAGGCUCAAAGCACUCGAACAGGAGAGAGAGGAGAGGAAAGCUCUGGAGCUUGAAAGGGAGAGAGCCCUGGUCCAAGAAAGAGAGGCGAGGGAGAGAGAACAAGCUUUGGAGCGAGAGCGACUGGAAAAGGAGCGAUUGGAGAGGGAGCAGGCUUUGGAAAGAGAGAAAUUAGAGAGGGAGAGACAACAGGGUUUGGAGCGGGAAAGAUUGGAGAGGGAGAGACAACAAAUCCUUGAGAGGGAACGUCUGGAGAGAGAAAGGCUAGAGCGAAUACAGGCUUUGGAAAGAGAGAGGCUGGAACGAGAAAUGCAGGAAAUAGAACAGAAGGAGAGAGAGCGGCAGGAAAGAGAGCGGCAGGAGAGAGAGCAAGCUCUGGAGCGUGAGAGGCUUGAAAGAGAAAAGGCUUUAGAGAGAGAGAGGUUGGAGAAAGAAAGACUGGAGAGGGAGAGGCUCGAGAAAGAACGUCAGGAGAGGCUGGAACGAGAACGACAGGAGCGGGAGAGACUUGAGAGAGAGCGUCAGGAGAAAGAGAGAUUAGAGAGAGAGAGACUUGAGAAAGAACGAAAGGAGAAAGAGAGAAUCGAGAGUGAGCGCCUGGAGAGGGAGCGAUUGGAGAGGGAGAGACUUGAGAAAGAACGAAAGGAGAAAGAAAGAAUCGAGAGAGAACAAGCCCUGGAGAGAGAGAGACUGGAAAAAGAACGGUUUGAGAAGGAACAGGCUUUGGAGAGGGAAAGAAAAGAAAAGGAACAGGCUCUGGAGAGGGAGAGACUGGAGCAGGAGAGGCGUGAAAAAGAGCAAGCUCUAGAACGAGAGAGACUGGAGAAGCUAAAAGCCAUCGAGAAAGAAGAAAAAGAGAGGUUAGAGAGAGAACAAGCGCUGGAGAGGGAAAGAAGGGAGAAAGAGGAAGCUCUGGAGAGGGAGAGAGCACUUGAGGAGAAGAGGCGUCUCAUGGAGCAAGAAAAGAAGGAAACAGAGGAGAAGGAGAGGGCUCUUGAAAGAGAGCGUGCAUUAGAGCAUGAGAGAGAGGAAAGGAAGGCAGCCUUGGAGCAGGAGAGGCUGAAAGCAGCUGAGCAGGAGAGGGAGAAGGCUGCCUUGGAGCAGGAGAGGCUGAAAGCAGCUGAGCAGGAGAGGGAGAAGGCUGCCUUGGAGCAGGAGAGGCUGAAAGCAGCUGAGCAGGAGAGGGAGAAGGCAGCCUUGGAGCGAGAGAGGGAGGAAAAGGAAAAGAUACUAGAGAAGGAGAAGGAGAGGGAGAGCCGUCUGCCUCCUUGGAAACGCGGCCGUGAGCUUGGGGGCUUUUCCCACUCUCCUGCCCUCCAGCUUGGUGCCCCUGGUAAGACCGUGGCAACAGAGGGAAGGGAUGCAGAGAGUGGCGAGCCAUUGGGAGCCUCCCAACACACGGGAGUCUUCCCGCCGAAAUCCCCCCCAGUCACUACGCCCCUGUCUCCCCAGUCUUCCUCCAAGAAAUUCCGUUUCCUGAGAGAUGCCCCUGUGCUCUCUCCUCCUCCUUCUUCCUCUGCCACUUCUGUGGUCAAGGCACCCCGCACCUUCUCAGAUAGCCCCUUCCCACAAGCCCCUUCCCCUCUCCACUCCCCCACCAAAGCAGGCCAAGGGGAAGGAGCCCCGCAGGGUCCUCAGGUCCCCUCCGGGAUGGGCUCCCCUCAGAAACUCGUCAGGCAGGGCGUCGUAGUCUCAGGGUCCCAUGGACCCGACUGGUACGAGGGAGAACGCUCGGGGACGGCCCCACACAUCCAGUUCACGGAGGGAAAAGAGGAGAAACCCAAAAUAAGAGAUGCUCUUCAGGAAGAGGAGGGCAAGAAAUCAGAUCAGGGGACUCAGUCAUCCACCAAAGCAGCAGAUGCACCCAGAGCAGCAGAGGAGAAGAUGACCCCUGCAACAGUGCUACCCCCUUCUCCCCCACCAGAGGAGGCUGACGUGUCAAGAGAAAGAGAGAAGGAGAAGAAGAAGGAAGAGAAGAGGAGGAGGAGGGACUCUUCUUCAUCCAGCGACUCGGGUUCAUCUGAUUCUGACUCUGGAUCCUCCUCCUCAUCACGCUCUUCGGGAUCAUCCUCUUCCUCGCAGGAAAAAAGCCGCUCCUCUUCCGCUUGUAAGAGGUCUGGAGCCCCCCAGAAGGAGUCCCCAGAGAAAGCAAAGGCUCAGAAACCCGAGAGCCUGAAUGAACCCCCAGUCACGCCAGCACGCAAGCGACGUGGUCACAUUCAAGAGGAAAAGAAGGCUGUGAACGAUGAGGAUAUAAACAAAAACAAGAAGCUCUGUCCAGAGGUGGAAUCUGAGGAGAAGAAACCAGAGAAGAGAGAAGAACAUGUAGGAGAGGAAACAAAGGAAAAAGAUUCAAUCAGCGAAGUGAAGGAGCCAGUCAUGGAUGAGCCUGAGAAGGCUUCGGAUGCCAGCGAGGAGAGCGCCACACCAAAGGCUUUCUCCACUCGCAGAAUAUCCCUCACUAAUAAGCCGUCCCCGGCUGUGGUGAGUGCGGAGGCCGAGGUGGAGAGCGCCACAGGGGCCAGUCGCAAGAGGAGAUGGGGCGCAAGUACAGCCGUCACUGCCAAGAAGCCGUCAAUCAGUAUCACCACAGACUCACUGAAGUCUCUGAUCCCAGACAUCCGUCCAAGCCUGGGCCAGGAGGCCGUGCUGGACCUGCACCCAGAGGAGACGCCUCUGUCUGGGGAGGAGGAGGCAGGCGACAGGGGCGACCAGGACCUGAAGAUCCGACGCACAGUCACACAGGUGGUUCCUUCUGAGGCGCAGGAGAACGGACAGAAGGAAUCGAAGAGGAGUGAGCAGGAGGAAGAGGAGGAGGACGAGGAUGAAGGUGCAGAGGGCAAAGAGCGUGUGAGCCCUAACGAGAAGAUGGACACCUCAUUCCAGGUUGCCAUGGGAACGCACGAGUCUCCCUCCUCUGGCCACGAUGCAGACAUGAAGACAGUGAUGCCCAGUGACACACUCGUCCGUCGAUCCAUAAGCCAGCAGAAGUUUGGCGUGAGCAUCACCAUUGAUGACCCAGUCCGCGCUGCCAAGCAGCCCUCUCCACCGCGGGGCAGGGUCUCCAGCAUCAUCCACGUCUGCAAUUUGGUGCGGCCCUUCACCCUGGGCCAGCUAAAGGAGCUCCUCAACCGCACCGGCACCGUGCUGGAGGAUGGCUUCUGGAUCGACAAGAUCAAAUCUCACUGCUUCGUCACGUAUGCCAGUGCAGAGGAGGCCGUAGCCACACGCACAGCGCUCCAUGGAGUCAAGUGGCCUCAGAGCAACCCCAAAUUCCUCUCGGUGGACUUCAGUCAGCAGGAGGAGCUUGACUUCCACCGUGGUCUCCCUCUGGCCGAGAGGGCCGGUGACGAGGAGCGAGGCGUGGUGACAGCGGGCGGCGGUGCCGUGGUGGGUGCCGGGCCAGUGGUGGCGCCUGGAGCCCGAGCGCGGGGCCCGCUGCCCCCUCCCCUCCUGCCGGAGCGCGACCAGUGGGCGGAGCGCGAACGGGAAAUGGAGCGACGGGAACGGACACGUGCCGAACGCGAGUGGGACCGGGACAAGGUGCGCGACUUCAGCCGCCCCGGCGACGAGCGGGAGGCCACCGCCCGGCGCUCACGCUCCCGUGACAGGGAGAGGAGGCGCAAGGAGCGGGGCAAGAGCAAGGAGAGGAAGACCGACAAAAAAGAAAAAGUGCCAGAAGAGCCCCCAGCCAAACUGCUGGAUGACCUGUUCUGCAAAACCAAAGCGGCCCCUUGUAUAUACUGGCUCCCCCUCACGGAGGAGCAGGCCGCUCAGAGAGAUGCGGCCCGUGCCGAACGCGCCAAGGAGCGUGAGAAGAGGAGGAAGGAGAUGGAGGAGGAGGAAGAGGAGAAGAAGCGUGAGGAGGAGCGCCGGGACAGGACAAAGCUGGGAGGAGGCACAGGAGGAGGUGGUGAAGGUGGCGUAGGCGAGAGAGACCGAGACAGGGACAGAGAGAGGGAGAGGGAGAGGGACCGUGGCAGGGACAGAGACAGAGAAAGGGACCGGGAGGCGGAUAAGCGGAGGGACGGCUACCGCCGGCCGCCUGGGGCCAGCGGAGGUGGUGGAGUAGGAGGAGGAGGCGGCAGGAGAUCCCGCAGCCGCAGCGGACCUCCACCCAGAGACAGGCGGCGCUAAAGGGAAACCAACCUGUAGCUCCCCUACCGGUCGACGUGCUGACACACCCUGCACCUCCCUCUGAGGACCAACUGAUUCCACCCUAUGAGUAAUCACAAACACACAUUAUAUACAUACACACACACACACACACACACAUACAUACAUAUACACACACAAACAUUGGGACCAUGUUCUGGAUGGUGCGGUGUCUCUCUUUCGACUACCAUCUCAGUCUCUCCAGUUAGGGUGGGACUCCAAGUGUUCAUUUUGCCCCUCAGUGUUUUUUGGCCUUUCGGUGUUCGGUGACUUGGACGCUCACACACACACACAACCACCCUACUUCCCCCAACCUUUCCCUCCACCCCUUGUGUGCUAAAUCUCCAGACAGUGUUUCAAAGAACCUCUUCUCAUGACCUUUUUUCCCCUUCUAUCUUUUGUCGUUUCCAUGGAGUUUGUUUGUGUGUGUGUGUGUGAGUUGCGUAUCCGCACACGCGUUGCAUCAUUCUUCUCCUUCCCUCUUCCCGAACAGCAGGACGAGCUGUUUAUAUGUCACAUCCUGUCAUGGCCCUCUCACAUGGCCCUGGCCCACACAUGAGAAGGGCUGCCCUUUCCCACCCCCCCCAUCCUUCAUCCUGGGGCGAACGCCUUUUUAAGGAAAAAAAAAAAAAAGGCCUUGGUGUGUGUGUCCCCGUUUGAGUCCCUCUCCCUCGCCGUUACCCCGCUGUAGUCUCCCUGCGCUUCCUCGGACACCCAUCCACCACUGGCACAGCAACAUGGAGAAGGGCAAUGAGUAUUAACUACACACAACUGGUUUUAAUAUUCAUUUAUUUGGUUUUGUUGUUUUUUAAUCCUUAUUUUAUGGAUUUUAGUUUAAAUGCUGAAUUUUGUUCUUGGUUUCUUCGUUUUUUUUUUAUUUUUAUUUUUGGUUACUCCUGUAAGUGCUGAAUGUACAAAUAAAAAGGUUAUGUUUAAGAACUGAAAAAA